Asparagus officinalis (garden asparagus) is the source of this 1683-nucleotide messenger RNA. RefSeq names its product UDP-glycosyltransferase 73C6-like. The transcript is spliced from 2 exons. Gene Ontology annotation, molecular function: UDP-glycosyltransferase activity. Lineage: Eukaryota; Viridiplantae; Streptophyta; Magnoliopsida; Asparagales; Asparagaceae. The record is from RefSeq and is a predicted model, not a curated record. The coding region runs from base 44 to 1516 and encodes 490 amino acids.
AGAGAUUACUCUAUACACACUAUCCAAGCAUUUUAUCCUCAAAAUGUCCAUCCAAAUACCAUCUAAUGUUUCUAAUACAAAGCCUCACUUUGUACUGGUUCCUUUCAUGGUACAAGGUCGCAUGAUCCCCAUGGUCGACAUGGCUCGACUUCUCGCUAGCCAUGGCGCCAUCGUCACCCUCAUCACCACCCCUGCCAAUGCAGCCCGCAUAGGCCUCACCAUCGACAAGGUCAAGCAAUCCGGCUUACCUGUCAAUUUUGUGUGCCUCAGGUUUCCAAGCAUGGAAGUUGGAUUGCCUGAUGGUUCAGAAAACAUCGAUAUGCUUUCCUCUCUCGACCAAGUGAAGAACUUCAUCGAUGCAGUCUGUAUGCUUCGUGAUCCUCUCAUUCUCCACCUUCGAGCUCAUAAGCCUCCUCCUACCUGCAUCAUCUCUGACAGCAAUCACUACUGGACUCGAGAUGUGGCUGAAGAGUUUAAGAUACCAAGACUCUUGUUCAACGGGUUUGGAUGUUUCUCUCUCCUUUGUAUUCAUAAGGUGCGAGAGCACAAGAUUGAGGAGAAGAUAGUCGAUGAGAAUGAACCUUUUGUUGUGCCAGGCUUGCAGACUAUGGUAGAAAUAACAAAGGCUCAAAUGCCAGGCAACUUCUCGAUGCCAGGCAUGGAUAAGCAUCGUGAAGAAAUUAUAGCGAACGAGAUGGCUUCCAGUUCUGAUGGUGUUGUGGUCAACAGUUUUGAUGAUUUGGAGACAAUAUAUUGUGAGAAGUACCAAAAUGCUAUAGGGAAGAAAGUUUGGACUAUUGGACCGUUAUCGCUGUCCAAUGGAGAUUUUGGCGAUAUAGCUGCUAGAGGGAACAAAGCCUCAAUAGAUGCAGACCGUUGCUUGAGUUGGCUUGACUCCAUGAAACCAAGCUCUGUAGUUUAUGUGAACUUUGGGAGUCUCGCUCAUACCAUUCCUUUGCAACUUAUUGAGAUAGGAUUAGGCUUGGAGGCUUCGUAUUGUCCAUUCAUCUGGGUGAUCAAAGAUGGAGAAAGGACUUCGGAGGUGGAGGAAUGGCUCUCUGAAUUUGAAAAAAGGACGAGGGAUCGAGGACUUAUUAUCAGAGGAUGGGCCCCACAAGUACUGAUUCUAUCACAUCCAGCUGUUGGAGGAUUCAUGACGCAUUGUGGAUGGAAUUCGACGUUAGAGUCUGUAUCCGCUGGUGUGCCUAUGAUAACAUGGCCUCACUUUGCUGAACAAUUUCUUAACGAGAAAUUGAUUGUGGAAGUACUAAGAAUUGGUGUACCUGUGGGGGUAAAAUCUCCGACUGUAUUGGGCGUGACUCCUAGUGAUGUCUCAGUGAAGAAGAAGUGUGUAGAGAAAGCAGUACGAAGUUUGCUCGAAGGUGAAGAAGCUAAAGACAGGAGAAAGAGGGCUAAGGAGAUAGCGGAAAAAGCUCGAAAGACUGUGAAGGAAGGAGGGUCUUCUUAUGAGAACUUAACACAGUUGGUUCAGGUUAUGAAUGCAAGAACUGCAUAGAGCAGAAGAAUAUUUAGUAGAGAUAAUGUCUUUUUGAAUGGUUUGCAUUCAUACGUUUUGCGAUUCUGUAUCUUUGAAUUUAAGAGGUGAUUUACUAAUAUGAUCCGUUCUUAUUGAAUUUGGCGUAAAUGUGCUACAUAAUUCAUAAGAUUUUAGAUUUCUAUGUA